AGCAGUCUCUCACUUCUGGCCAGGGAACGUGGAAGGCGUACCGGCUGGGAGCCGGUUAGGGAGGGCGAAUUGGGGGGAACGAGAGAGCAAUUAGAAAGAAAGGGGGUUCAACCAAAUAAUCCCAGAAGCAGGCUCAAGCCCAGGCUGGAGCAAGGGAGAGCGGGCGCAAGAAAGCGCAGCCCCGGAGCAGCUCCACCUGGCAGAGUGCGCUCGGCACUGACUUUUGCGGCUGCUUUCCUUUUCCCUUUCCUCUUUUAAAACCGAGAAGGCGCCGGCGGCGGCCGCACACGCGAGCGCCACGCGAGGCUCCCGAAGCCAACCGCGGCGGGAGGAGGGGAGGGAGGAGGCGGCGCAGAGGGAAGACGAUCGCCCAGGCACCUUCCUCCGCUGCAGCCUGACAACUCUGCCUCCUUCUGCGCGUUUCUUCCCCUUUAACUUUCCUCCGGGGCUCGUUUCUCCCCUCUCCUUUUUCUUCGUCCCCCUUUGAUCGUGCUUCGCAGCCCCGCUUCCUUCAAGGGCUCUGCGCACCCUGCGUCCCCAACUCGUUCUCCCCCGCGACAGUUUGGCCCGGCAUGGAGAGCUCUGGCAAGAUGGAGAGUGGAGCCGGCCAGCAGCCGCAGCCCCCGCAGCCCUUCCUGCCUCCCGCAGCCUGCUUCUUUGCGACCGCGGCGGCGGCGGCAGCGGCGGCGGCCGCGGCAGCUCAGAGCGCGCAGCAGCAACAGCCGCAGGCGCCGCCGCAGCAGGCGCCGCAGCUGAGCCCGGUGGCCGACAGCCAGCCCUCAGGGGGCGGUCACAAGUCAGCGGCCAAGCAGGUCAAGCGCCAGCGCUCGUCCUCUCCGGAACUGAUGCGCUGCAAACGCCGGCUCAACUUCAGCGGCUUCGGCUACAGCCUGCCACAGCAGCAGCCGGCCGCCGUGGCGCGCCGCAACGAGCGCGAGCGCAACCGGGUCAAGUUGGUCAACCUGGGUUUUGCCACCCUCCGGGAGCAUGUCCCCAACGGCGCGGCCAACAAGAAGAUGAGCAAGGUGGAGACGCUGCGCUCGGCGGUCGAGUACAUCCGCGCGCUGCAGCAGCUGCUGGACGAGCACGACGCGGUGAGCGCUGCCUUUCAGGCGGGCGUCCUGUCGCCCACCAUCUCCCCCAACUACUCCAACGACUUGAACUCUAUGGCGGGUUCUCCGGUCUCGUCCUACUCCUCCGACGAGGGAUCCUACGACCCUCUUAGCCCAGAGGAACAAGAGCUGCUGGACUUUACCAACUGGUUCUGAGGACCUGCCAGGCUCUCCUGGGAAUGGACUUUGGAAGCAGGAUGGCAGCAGAUCCUGCAUCUUUAGUGUUUCUCGCCAACGACGUCAAAUGGGGAGGCAGAAAAACAAGGGGAAAAAAGAAGAAGAAAUGAAACAAACAAACCAGACAGCCAACCUACAGGGGCACCUUCACUAAGAUGCAAUGUUCUCAGCAAACAGGGGUGGGCUCCAACAGUGUCUCUGCAUUCCAACAUCAUUUCCAGACACGAGAAGAGUGACUGGUGUCUGAACCUAAGCCCGAAUCACAGAUGGGUUCCUUUCCUGGAGCAAGAGCGUCACACACACACACACACACACAGACAGACACUAUAUUAACUCCCAACCACUAACAGGCAGGGCUGGAAGCGCGCAUGUGCAAGUGCCUUCACCUCCCACUCUCUGUCAGAGCUGUCUUAGCCCCCUGAAACUGGGUUGAUGUCUUUCCUCAGUCACCCCCAUUCCAGCGAUCUAUGGACAUUUGCCUCCAUUGAAGCAACGUCAGUUCUCGGACAGCCUUUCCCUCUCCUGGUGGCCUCCUCCCCAAACCCCACAUCGCCCUCCCACGGUCUUUGCUUCUGUUUUCUUCAUAGAAUGCUUCCAAUCUUUGUGAAUUUUUUUAUUAUAAGAAAAAAAUCUAUUUGUAUCUAUCCUAACCAGUUUGGGGAUAUAUUAAGAUAUUUUUGUACAUAAGAAAAAGAGAGAGAAAAAAUUUAUAGAAGUUUUGUACAAAUGGUUUAAAAAUGUGUAUAUCUUGAUACUUUAACAUGUAAUGAGAUUACCUCUGCGUACUUUAGAUAUGUAGUUCAUCUUACAACUGCCAUCCCCACCCCCAUCCCCAGUGUGGUUUUGGAAAGAACUCUCCUCAUAGGUGAGAUCUAAAUGCCACCAGAAUGACUUCAGCACCAAUGUGUCUUACUUCACAGAAACGUGGUUAAUGUAUUAAUGAUGUUAUUAAAAAAAACUGUUCAAGAAGAACAAAAGUUUAUGCAGCUACUGUCCAAACGCAAAGUGGCAGCCCGUUGGUUCCCAUAGGUUGCCUUUUGGAAGUUUCUACCAUUGCCUUCCCCCUCACACCCACCCCUUACUGUUUUAUUACAAACUUACAAAAAAAAGUGUAUAACCCUGUUUUAUACAAACUAGUUUUGUAAUAAAACUUUUUCCUUUUUUAUAUAAAAAGAAGAGAGAGAGAGAAUGA
Mus musculus (house mouse) is the source of this 2481-nucleotide messenger RNA. RefSeq names its product achaete-scute family bHLH transcription factor 1 (gene Ascl1). The transcript has 2 exons. The record is from RefSeq and is marked validated. Gene Ontology annotation, biological process: cellular response to magnetism; regulation of cell differentiation; nervous system development. Gene Ontology annotation, molecular function: DNA-binding transcription factor activity; double-stranded DNA binding; sequence-specific double-stranded DNA binding. Gene Ontology annotation, cellular component: nucleus. Bases 573 to 1268 code for a protein of 231 amino acids. NCBI's taxonomy places the organism in Eukaryota, Metazoa, Chordata, Mammalia, Rodentia, Muridae.